Molecule: messenger RNA, 1722 nt
Organism: Puccinia triticina
Lineage: Eukaryota; Fungi; Basidiomycota; Pucciniomycetes; Pucciniales; Pucciniaceae
Exons: 11
Coding region: 1-1722 (573 amino acids)
Biological process (GO): N-glycan processing; carbohydrate metabolic process
Cellular component (GO): membrane; endoplasmic reticulum
Molecular function (GO): mannosyl-oligosaccharide 1,2-alpha-mannosidase activity; calcium ion binding
Source: RefSeq, a predicted model, not a curated record
AUGUCAGAUGCACGCCACAGACGUCACGCAACCAAGCAGCCUUCAGGUGUUCAACACGAACCAUCUGCCCCAAGCCGAUCGAGCAAGCCAGUCUCCCAGAGCAGAAGAAACCUCGUCGUGGUGUUCCUGUUGCCAUUGGUCUUUGGAUGCCUGCUGCUUUAUUACCGUCCACGGACUCCGCCGGCCGCCCCAGAGACCUCGACAUCAAAUACCUUCAACCGAUAUCCUCUCCCCGCCCUGCCAUGGGAGUCUGGCGCACGAUCAGCCAUCAAGAAAGCAAUCAAAAACUCGUGGCGAGCUUAUGCGGAUAGUUCUGCCUGGGGAUGCGAUGAAUUUCAUCCCAUCAGUCAAACGGGAACUAACCUAACCAAGGCUGGAUCGAUUGGCUUCUUUAUUGUUGAUGUAAUCGAUACCAUUUUACUAACCGGUGAAAUGGAAGAGGACUAUCAGCGUGCGAGGCAGUACAUCGAGAGAGAUUUGAGUUUUGAUGUUGAUGGUGACCUGAACGCGUUCGAAACGACAAUCAGAAUACUUGGUGGUCUUUUAUCGGUUUAUCACCUGUCAGGCAACGAUACCAUCUACUUGGAGAAAGCUGUCGACCUGGGAACUCGGCUCUUACCAAUCUUUGAUUCGCCCACUGGAAUUCCAUAUUCGUUUAUCAAUCUUAAGACUGGCGAAGCCAAGGCAGAUAAAGAUAAUCGAGGAUACAGUAGCCUGGCAGAGGCAACCACCAUACAGCUUGAGUUUAAAUAUCUAGCCGAAUUGACUCAGAAACGCGUCUUUUGGGACGUCGCUGAGAGGGCCAUGGGCGUCUUCAAACAGGCGGAGAGCUACAAUGGUCUCUUCCCCAUUCUAGUUUCUCCUGAGGAUGGCUCCUUUUUUUAUGAAAUUCGACUGGGCUCCCGUGGGGAUUCGUAUUAUGAAUACUUGAUUAAACAGUAUCUUCAAACGAACCGCACUCAAGAGGUAUACAGGGAAAUGUAUGAUAACGCUAUGACAGGAGUGAAAGAAGAAUUGGUCCGUGAAACUCCUCGUGGGAUGGUGUAUGUUGGCGAACUUCAUCCCAGCGGGAAAUCUUACACCUUUGCGCCAAAACAAGAUCAUUUGGUUUGUUUCUUAGGGGGAUUACUACUCUUAGGAGUCACAGAAGGGGAUCGAACAUUAAAGGAUCGUGAUGUAAUGGCCUUACGAGACCCGGAACAAGAAGAUUGGAUGCUGGGAAAAGAGCUAAUUAAGUCUUGCGUGAAUACCUACGAGCUGGCAGCGACCGGGUUAGGACCAGAAAUCGUCCAUUUUAUUAACCGACCAGAGGAGUAUGAAAAGACGAAACAGAGAGAUUGGCGUAUUCCUCAUUACAACCCUCGAUCCCCACCUCUGGAUGCUCGUAACAUUCUAAGGCCCGAAACAGUAGAAUCAUUAUUUCUGGCGUGGAGAGCAACCAAGGACCCAGUAUAUCGUGAAUGGGGAUGGCAAAUAUUCCAAGCCUUUGACGAGCAUUGUAAAAUCAAAGCCACGGGUGCAUUUGCUUCCAUCAAAGACGUGGAUCAGAUACCCGUUGAAAUGGAGAAUAAAAUGGAAACCUUUUGGCUUGCCGAGACAUUGAAAUACCUUCUUCUGCUAUUCUCGGAUGAUUCAUUAAUACCUUUAAACUCUCAUGUUUUUAACACGGAAGCACACAUUUUCCCGAUCUUCACCCCUAGCUUCAGCUCGGUUGAAGAUUAA